AGCAUUAAUAUUCUAGGGGUCAAGGCACUAGGCAUGAGAGCAACAUCUGCACUGCAUUUAUUAAUGGAAAGUCCUCUAUGACUUGAAUACAUGUAUAUAUUACUUGUAAUGUUGAUUCCUUUGCCUUUAUAUUUUUUAUUCUGAUUACCGUUAGUUCCUCCUGUGCCCUAAUUUCGCUGUCCCUUCCGAGAAUACGUUAAUCAUUACCUUAGUGUUUUUUGGAAGGGGACAAGGGCUUCUGGUCAGUGUGUUUGUAUUAGAGAUCAACUCGACGAGUAUUGCCCAUAUUCCACUUAAUGCGCACGGAGUUUUCCUUUAAGACAACGAGGAAAGACUAUCCGAGACCAUGGAUAAUUCUAUAGUUCUUCUGGCCUUUGCCGUUCUGUUUGGAUAAACGAUUCGUUUUUAUGACUUCAGUUCAGUUUGAAUUUAUUUUUGGAGAUAAGUGACCCUCUCUUUUAUCUUUUCAAUACACGAAGCUCCAGAACUGGCAAGGAGAAUAAAUCCCAAACCUGUUGCUGUCAUUAGAUCUCCUUAAUGAAGGGUACGGAUCAGUCUUAAAAGGGCUCUCUAAACUGACAGCUAUUGGAGCAGCUGCUAUCCUUAUAUCCUGUAGACAGCUGCCUCUGAAACGCCUGGAACAAAGCUCGCAUGGAGCAGGAGCAAACGGGGGACCUCUACUUAUUGCUCAUAUACACCUUUCCCAAACUACCACUGGAGCGUCAUUACGCCCCCAAAACUGAACUGGAUGGUAUUUAUAAUGCAAUAUCCUCCAUACAAGCUGCUUGACGGAAUCCGAUAUUGAUGGUUGUCCUUGCAGGGAUUAAACGUCCCCAACAUCAAGGGUGUCAAGGAACGUCAACAGCAGAGAAUGAGUCGAUGAGAAGGUGAAAGCAAAGUGGGAUUGUGAUAGAUUGGAAUGGGUAAACUCCAUCUUCCAAAAUGUUCAGACAGCGUCCUUCUCAAGACGGUUCUUCUGCUUAUCUUCUGCGAGCAAGUAAAUGCCCAGUGUAAGAUCGUCAAAUGCAAUUCAGAGUAUGUGUCUGCCACGUUGAACUUGAGGGGUUCUGGCAGAAAUGCAGAGAUCCAGAAAUGCAGUGCCCUGCGUGCCUAUUCCCAAUGUACCCGCAAAACCGCUCGAACCUGCCGCGGAGACCUGAUCUACCACUCGGCAGUGCACAUCAUUGAAGAUCUCAUGAUUCAGCACAACUGUUCCAAAGAGGGACCUACGGCAUCCCCCAGACCUCAACCCCCACAGCCGCUCCCCGAAGGGCCAAGGAAACAGGAGGCCUGUGAUUAUGAGAGAACUUUCCGUGAGAAGAAUGGCAAGAUUCCAAAGUAUCUCCACUGUGGUGUGUUUGGAGACCCUCAUGUACGCACUUUUAGCGGUGACUUUCAGACGUGUCGAGUCAAUGGGUCAUGGCCUCUGUUGGACAAUGAAUAUCUGUUUGUCCAAGCCACCAGUUCACCACUCUCCACCAUGUCCAACGCCACAGUUACCACUAAGAUCACCAUCAUCUUCAAAAAUAUGAAGCAGUGCAUCGAUCAGAAGGUUUACCAGGCUGAAGUGGAUAACCUCCCAGCAGCCUUUGAUGAUGGUUCUGUAAACGGAGGUAGACGAGGGGGAGGAAGCAACCUUAAAAUCUACGACAGGGAGCCUGGGAGCUUAAUAGAGAUUGAGGCCCCUUAUAUUGGCACAACCAUACGGGUUCGCCAGCUGGCCAAGCAGCUCUCAUUCUCCCUGCGCAUGCCUGAGGACAUCUCAUUGGCCUUCCAAGAGGAGCAGGAUUUGCAGCUAUGCCUGGGAGGAUGCCCAGCAAGCCAGUUCAUAUCUAGGACUAAGGAUCUUGGUAGGACAAGUUCUAUCAGCAGGGACAAGGCCAAAUCCUUGUGCAGAGGGAAACUCCCAGUUGAAGAUGCUUAUUUCCAGUCUUGUGUUUUUGAUGUGGCCAUAUCUGGAGAUACUAACAUGACAAAUGCAGCCUACUAUGCCUUGGAGGACGCAAAAGACUUUCUCCCUGAACCAGGAACAUUGCAUAUAUUUUCCACAGCAGCAGCAACGAGUCUGCAUGUACCAGUUGCCUUAUUAAUUCUGCUUUCUCUGGCUGCCACGGUGGGAAACCUGUAGCUAUUUGGGCGUUGGAUGGGGCAAACAAAGGCCAAGACACAUAUGUGAAGAUAGUGGACCCAAUGUUCAGCAGAAGCUUCAUCAUUUUAACAACAGUUUUGGUGCAAGUUCUGGUUUGAAACAAACCUAUUGUACAUAAAAUUAUACUUCUCAUGGUACAGGAGUCAAAUAUCAGGCCUCUGCCAGCAAAUCCCAAACGUUUAAUGAUAAUAUCUCUUGAUCUUCACUGGAUAAUCAUGUGAAUAUUCUAUGCCCUUGAGCCAAAUCACAGUGGCAGAAUCCAUUAGCGAACUGUAUCACAUACAAACACACACCUAUGUAUAUAUUACGUUUACCAGUAGGGGGAGUAAAAGGCACAGACUAUACUCCCCUCUCUUGAAAAACUAUUUUAGAAUGCACCUUCUUAAAUUUGAAAGUAUAUAUAUAUAUAUUUAUAUUUUAUAUUUAGAAUGUUUGCUUAGCAGGAAAAUGUAGCAUAUAAGGACAGUUUAAGUUCAACCAUUUUCUAAAUUUAAGAGGAACCACAACAUAAUUUUCAAUUGCCUCUUUGUAUUUGCCAAAUUGAGAUAUUAAGAAGUGGGUUUAUGAAUAUUAAUAUUUUGUUUUGAUUUCUCAGGCUUCUAUUAUGAUGUUAGCGGCGUGGCCUGCUGUUUUUGUUUUGCCUAAGCAGCCAUUGUCUGGCAACAACUUUCUUUAUCACCUCCCACAGCCCUCCCAUUGUUCUAUAAGGCUCUACCAAGAAGCAAGAAAGGGGUGUGGAAUAGAGGCCUGUAGUGACAUCAUUGAAGGAGUGGCCACCACCCAGAGAGCUGUAAAUGGAAUUAUCCAUUUCAGGGACAACUAUAGGGAGUUUUUUGUAGCAUGGAAACAAGUCCCAUAUAACUAAGGCACAAAGGGUAUUACCAUGGUGCCCUUUGCCCCCUGAGUAUCUAGACCACUAACCUUGACGUUGGUGGGUCAGUCUCUAUAGAUUUCAAGGAGCUGCAUAUCAACAUUACGCAGAUACUUGUUGCUGUCUGUUUGGUAUGGUUAAAUUAAAUGUAAACUCCCAUAACAUUUACAUUAAUCAUUUUCUAGCUUUCAAUAUGUUGGCAGUUUUUCACUGCUGUUAUAAUGAAUCUGAUACAACAGCGCCACCUAUUGUUCAUAUCAGCUGUCUGGACAGAAAAUUAAGUUAGUGAAAAAAGGAAAGUCUUGUGAUGUUGCUCUGAACAAAAAAUGAAUUUAAUGAGUAGAAAAGAGUCAUCUGAUGUAUCUCUGGUCUGCUUUAAAGGAACAGUAACGUCAAAAAAUAAAAGUGUUUUAAAGUAAUGAAAAUAUAAUGCAGUGCUGCCCUGCACUGGUAAAACUGGUGUGUUUGCUUCAGAA
Messenger RNA from Xenopus laevis (African clawed frog), 3496 nucleotides. RefSeq names its product hemojuvelin BMP co-receptor L homeolog (gene hjv.L). The coding region runs from base 920 to 2128 and encodes 402 amino acids. The record is from RefSeq and is a predicted model, not a curated record. Gene Ontology annotation, molecular function: coreceptor activity. NCBI's taxonomy places the organism in Eukaryota, Metazoa, Chordata, Amphibia, Anura, Pipidae. Gene Ontology annotation, cellular component: plasma membrane. The transcript is spliced from 4 exons. Gene Ontology annotation, biological process: BMP signaling pathway.